Messenger RNA from Poeciliopsis prolifica (blackstripe livebearer), 5712 nucleotides. RefSeq names its product zinc finger protein 438 (gene znf438). Lineage: Eukaryota; Metazoa; Chordata; Actinopteri; Cyprinodontiformes; Poeciliidae. The transcript is spliced from 5 exons. The record is from RefSeq and is a predicted model, not a curated record. Bases 406 to 2712 code for a protein of 768 amino acids. Gene Ontology annotation, cellular component: nucleus.
CUCAAGAUGGCUGGAGAGAAACAGUUAUGAGGAUCGAAGGGUUUUCUAAUUUUUCAUGGAAAAUGAGCCGCUCUGCGCUUUGAAGACGCUCCCUCUCGGCAACUGGGGAUCUGGGGGGAGUGUGGUGAGUGGGGUACAGGACCACUACCAGGGCACCACCCAGAGAGGAGGGCAGGCGCAGCAGCUGAGGAAGGAAGAGUCUUUCAACUGUUUCAGCUGGUGUGUCUCGCUUUCACAUUCCACUUUGUCAAAUGAACCAAAUCUUCUGAGCAACCUGUUUCCCUUCUUGACUGUGAUGGCGCUGCACCAAGAACUCGCGCAAAGGAAAAGCACAACCUCUGAAGAAGACGCUGAGAGCAACAUCCUUCUUCACAAAAUUUGGUUGCAAGUGAUCCAUCCCAUCAGAUGAAGAGCCUUCAGUUCCGGAGCAUUGCUCCCAAGGCCCCAGCUGUGGUGCCGUCAACCUCCCCUUUGGCCCCAUCCUGCCAGCCUCUAUCAGCUCUACCUGAGGCGACUACUGCCUCUAGCCCCAAGUCCAUCCUCGUACCCACACAAAACUAUGCACUGAUGCAAAUAGCAGGUCAAGAUGGAACAUUCUCCCUGGUUGCACUCCCACCUUCUGUCUCCUCUCAGACGCCUCAGCACCAAACCCAGUCAAUCCAGAAAAACCUCAAGUUACCCAUACCCAGAUACCCAUCAGCGAGAAGCAAGAAGAGCUCAGAAAAGGUCAAAUCACCGAUUGCCGUAAGUACAAAAGCAGCUUUCAAUGUUCCUGUACUGCCUCAGACCAAGUCAGUGGGGAGUGGAACAUCUGCAAAGCUAAAGCUAGAAGAGAAUAAGCACACAAGGGAAACCACAAAAGAAUCUUUAGAAAAAGUAUUUCUGAUUGACCCAGCCUCUUCUGACAUCUCUGUCACUGCUGUGUUACCAGAGAAAGCUCUCCUCUGUCCUGGUUCUAAGUUAGAGCAAACGGCAGAUGGCAGUGAGCGAACUGCUUCAGCAAGCCUCGUUCAGAACCUCCACUACCCUUCUGCAGCGUCCUCAAACUCUACAAGCAACCCCCCCGAGGAAACUAAGACCACAGUGGGGUUGUGCCAAACUAAAUCGACUGCUGCUCAGCCUCAGGGCAGUAUCACUGUCCUGUCACCAGCCAUCUUCAGUAAAGCAGUUCAGAUUAUUCCUUCACCACCUAAGGGUAAGCUGCCCAUUCUGCCUUAUGCUAAGAUAAAGAGCUCUCUGAUACCAUCUACAAAGCUCAGCAGUUUGUCCCCAGAGAGAAAAAGUUUCUGUGGACAGACAGGAGUCUUCACUUCUGGAGAUACUAUGUCCAAGAACACGGAGAAUGCCGAUGUCUUGCGGCAAAACCCGGUGCUGAACUCCAAACCCUCACUGGUUCCUGUUACUCUUCAGAAGCCACCUGGCAAGAAAAGAGGAAGGAAGAGAAAGACAAUGGAAGACAUCUUGGCUUUUGAAGCCAGAAAGAAGAGAUCUUUGUCUUUCUUUCGUAAAAGGGUCCCUGAAAAACCUCCAGCAGUAAUUCCAGGCUUCAAACAAAAAGAAGUUGAUAUUUCCAAGAAGUACAGAACUAUCCGACCCAAGCCCAUGUUGGUUAUGGAGACGGUUCCACAACUGGUGAGCUUGCCUACAGUAGCUCCGGAUGGCCAAGAACAGGAGCUCUUACUUGGUCACCAACUAUCCACGUCUGCUACAACCAAGACUUUGGACUGUUCCCCACAAACGGCUCCGGUGACCCUUCACCUGAGAGCCGGUUCCAACCCAAAAGUGUUCAUCGGCAGCCGUCCGCUCCACCGCUGCUCAAUCUGCAACCGCUGUUUCCAGUUCAAGCACCACCUCCAGAACCACAUGAACACUCACACAAAUAAUCGGCCCUACAUCUGCCCCCUGUGCCGCAAAGCAUAUGCUCACAGAGGUAGCCUGAGCACUCACAUGAAGCUUCAUCACUCUGAAGUACGGCCGCGCCGAUCUCUGUGUUGUGAGUUCUGCGACAAGGUCUUUGGAUAUGUGGGCGUGUAUUUCCGUCACCUGAGGGAGGUCCACAGGGUUGUACUGACCGUGGAGCCCUCAAUCAGUCGUCAUGAGGAUGAUGUGUCUUUGGAGGGAAUUGUCUCUCCGGAGCCGUCGGACGAACAAGAUCGGGAAGACCCUGUAGAGCUGCAGAUCAAAUGCGGCCGGUGUCAAGCUACCACUCCCACCUUUGCUGACAUGAAGAUGCAUUUGCUGUAUGUACAUGAGGAGGAAGUCCACAUCCGUGCCCAUGACGGUGUGGCCCAACGUGUCGGCCGCGAGGUCGAGAACGAGCUGGUAAAGCAUGCCGCUCACUACUGGCGCCAGCUGAAUGAGAAGCGCAACCUGGUGAAGUGCGGCAGCUGCGACGAGGAAUUCUUUUCCUUCUCCAAACUUAAGAAGCACAUCAUGUCCCUCCACCGUGUUAGGGACGGGGACGGCGACGAAACGAGAUCGACCUCUCCUGAGAACGCCAGCGACUUGGGGGUUCUGGCAGCAGGGGCGGCCUUUAACUGUGUGCUUUGCAGUAAGGUGCUGGACACUAAGGAGUUGAUUAUGGAGCACUGGAGAAGUCACCAUCACUGUGAGCAGCCGGUCCUGCUGUGGGACGCCCUGAGCUCCUACUCUGGGCAAGAAGAAGGGGAGGUGGACGGAGACUUAGACACUCCUUCUCCAAGCCCACAUUAAGCGGCUGAAUGGGCGAGGCCCUUACCGUAGCUCCUCCUCAUACUCGCUCAGUCCCAACAAUCAGCAGCACAGGGAUGGAGAGGUUCUCUUAGGUCUUUUGAACUCUAGUUUGGUCUUUCACAAUGUUAGACAAGAGAUAAGAAAUGAAAGGGUCUGAUGUUCCAAGUCGUAAGAGAUUCUCUCACCAAUUCACUUAUAGAAACACAAUCAUUUUUAUUUUUCUGUUUGCACUGUUCUGUUCUAUGAGUUUGGGGGUAUUUAAGAUACUGUUUAAAAUAUUUUUUCUGCGUUUUAUUUAAAUGUUGUUGUGACUAAUAUUUAAUCCAACUGACACAACUGUUAACUAAUUAAGGGUCUUUUCACCCUUUAACUGAUCUAACCAUGCAGAUUAUUGGUUCAUUUUGUGCUGGAGUUCUCCUCAUUUUGUUUUGUCACCCGACAUCUGCUGAGUGGUGAUUAGAGGAAAACUGGCUGCAUCAGUGGUCCUUUGUUAGCUCUGUUAGCAUCCUGACCCAUUGUCACAGGUCAUAGUUUUGAUAAAUGAUGUCUCCUGGAAAAGUUUUGAGCACAACCAACACAGUGUGUUUAAAAAGUCUGCAUGGUUAGAUAAAACUUGGAGGAAGUGACUAGGUAAAGAUCCCAUGACUGCAGGACAUCGUCUACUUAUUGUGCUGGCUGACGGUUUUCUCCAUUGGCUUUUGGUCAUCAAAGAUGAAAAGAAAUGAGUGUUUGUACAAUCCUCCGAUGUAACAUUUUUCACGGAGUCGACAGACGACAUCUGUCAUCGAGCUCUGUGUUUUGAAUGGCCCUGUUUCUAGUAAGACCCAUGAAGGAAAGAUUUUUGUAACCAGCACCAAGUGACAUCCUCGUGGCCUUUAAAGAAACUUAAAAAAGAAAAGCAGAACGUGUUCAUGAGGCUAAUCGUUACUAUGACUCCCUUUAGGCUUGUUUCAGUCGAUUAAUGCCUGUGUGUGCGUGUGUGUGUGUGUGUAUUCUGUGAUAUGCCAGGGUCUAUUCAAAGUAGUGAUUGUAGAAGUGAAUACUGUUCGCUGAUUUUAGUAAAUACGCAAUGGAUUGCCUAGCUGUUGUUGCCAGCUCUUGUAUGCACCUGUGGAGUUUUGUGCGCCCAGACUGAGUAGAUUUAAUAGAAACUGUCGUUAAAUCCAGAAGAAUAUGCUAUUUUGUACUUUAGGUUACUACAGAGAAUAUUUAUGCUUGUGGUUGGUGAUUACAGAACCAGCACUGACACAUUUUUGUUUUGUUCGUCGCAUUAUAUUUGGGGGAACGAUUGUUGUUUUUUUUCUUCCCCAAGGGUUAGCUUGGAUUUAAUGAAGUGAGUCUUUGGGAGUCGUCAGUAAUGCUUCCCCAGGCUGCAGCAGGAGGAUGUGGUAUGGAUUUGUGGAAAAAUGAAGGGCCAGUAGCGUCACAGUAGGAAAAUAUUGAGUAAAAACACCACAGAGACAUACAUGGUGUCAAAAUAUGAAACAAGAAUAUUUAACCUGAUCUAAUUGCUUUUUUGUAAAACAAAGAAGCACUAUUUAUUCCUUCUGCUGCUACAGACUUAUAAAGAAUAUUAGUGGGGCUAGAAAAAAUGUUUUAGGAGUGUUCCAAUUACAAUUUCCUGGCUAUUGACCAAUCUUUAAUUCUUGCUUAUCUAAAAAGUUGUUAAAUACAGCCACAAAGUGGUUCAUUGCCAAUAGUGGGGUGAGUAUUGUUAGAUGAAUAAGCUUGGUUUGUCAAUCUCCCAAAAUUAAGAAAAUUUGGGCCAAAUUAUCGGUGAGUCUCCAGUUUAUUUAUUACAUCAUAUGUAGCUUGAAUCAAGCUACUAUGUGGAAUAAACACUCAUAAUUAAAUUUUGAUUUUCAAGUUCUUGCUGAGCUUUGCUUUUGGUUCUCUCUCUAUGAGUAGAUAUUAACUGAUUGAAUUUGUGGCUGCAGGCUGUUUUAAAGACAUGUUGCUCAGAACGAGCGAACCGUACUUUUGCACCUGGACCUUCGGUUUCAUGAGCAGAUGAAUAGUUAAAUUACUAUAUUUUUGUCUUUCUUAUAAGCAAGGUAAAACGUUUAGCAGCCAGAUGAUGAAUAAACCACUACAACAGGUGAGAGAAGGAAUUCUGAAACUUUAUGAAAACUUCUGUAUACCUUAAUCCCAACAACAAAUUUAUGGCUAAGUGUUUGAAGGUUAUCAGCUUAUCUGGCUUGUUGUGUCCCACAGAUAUAAAUAUUUCACUAGUGCAUCUGACUAUCUGUUAUAGAUCGGGUAUCUAUUACUGCAAACUUCAUAAAAUCUCACUUCAAAAAACCCAAACUAUCCUUUCAAUGUCCCGUUUCAUGGUUGGGUUGGCAUUAUUACAUAAUAUGUAGCUCUGUUACCAUAUGUCUGUUUAUGUUUCAUACAAAAAGUAGUUCCCAGGGUCAAGUGAAUGUACCUGAAUGUUUAAAAAAAAAAUUACCAAAAGUAAAUAUAUAUAAAAAUAUAUGCUAUAUAGACAUUAUUCUAUAGAUAGAAUACCUUGAUAUUUAUAUUAAGAAGAAAAUAUCUAUAUUUACAGUCACUAGUGAAUCGGCUGCUUUGUUCUGUCCACAUGGAAGAGUGCAGGUGCAGAUAUGAUUACGACAAAAGCCAUGCAGAGCGGUCUUUGUGUCUGGGCCGAGGCCAAAGCACCGAUGGGGGUCGGCUACAGUAAGCUCCACUGUGGGGGUCAUCGGUGAGUUGUCCUUUAUAUUUUAUUUUUCUCAAGCCCUUAAACAUCAGGCAGGAAGUGACAGAGUUCAGGGUCAGUCUCUUCGUUCCUCAGCAACAGGAGGAACACGCGCCACUGUCGGCACGCGCUUGGUAAUGGAAAAACUCACCUUUCAUUCACUUUAAUGCUGAUGCUCACCCGGGUAAAUAAAAAACGAAACUAAACAAAGGAAGGAAAAAAGACUGAAAAUGUUUUGUGCUUGUGACUGUUUGUGUACCUGAAGAACCUGAUGUGAGAAUAAAGUUGUUCGUUGAUGA